UAUCUCCGAAAUUAAUCUGCUUGCACCUGUUGAAAUUAUGCCACAGUUAGCAAAGAAACGUAACACAAAUACCAAACCUGCAAAGAGUUGCCGCACCAAGAAACCUCUGCGUAGAAGUCGACGAAUUGUGCGUCACAGUGCCACAACAGCGCCAAGUGUGAAAAGCCUCAUAUUUACUGAACCCGAACCAACGGAUGGCUUUGAUAAGCGGCCGUAUUCCUGUAAUGUGUGUGAAAAAAGAUUCAGCAAUAAAAAAAGCGUCAAAACCCAUAUGGUAACGAUCCAUGAAGGAGGUAAACCUUUCGUUUGCGAAGAAUGUGGAACACGGUGGAGUACGAAAAAAUCACUUAAGCAGCAUCAAAUAGUUCAUAUUGACAAGUAUCCGUAUCAUUACUCACGAAGAUACGCAUAACAACACAAUGUACGUUUGCCCUCAUUGUGGACUAAAGUUAAACACAAGGCGCACUCUUCAAAUGCACAUGGUAGUACACUCAGAAGAGAAGAAAUAUAAAUGUCAACAUUGCGGAAAAGAGUACAAACGCUCAAA
Molecule: messenger RNA, 547 nt
Organism: Anopheles cruzii
Lineage: Eukaryota; Metazoa; Arthropoda; Insecta; Diptera; Culicidae
Product: zinc finger protein 99-like
Exons: 3
Coding region: 38-412 (124 amino acids)
Biological process (GO): regulation of transcription by RNA polymerase II
Molecular function (GO): DNA-binding transcription factor activity, RNA polymerase II-specific; RNA polymerase II cis-regulatory region sequence-specific DNA binding
Source: RefSeq, a predicted model, not a curated record